Messenger RNA from Paraglomus occultum, 192 nucleotides. NCBI's taxonomy places the organism in Eukaryota, Fungi, Glomeromycota, Glomeromycetes, Paraglomerales, Paraglomeraceae. The record is from the annotation of a GenBank genome assembly.
AUGACGGCAUCAGGAAAUAAUCACUUGUCAGAGACUUUACUGAAUACUCUCAAACAACAAUACAUGUCAAUGAUACAAAAAGUCACACGAACGUGGGUUGCCGCCGCAUAUCCAGAUUCACCUACAUUCAGGUCUAAAGCAAAAUGGACCGUUGGUGGACGUCCAAUCGUUCCGAGGUGUUACAAUGCGUAG